CUUCAUUUGCAUAUUAUGGUCAACCCUGCAAUAAUCAUUCACUAUAAUGUAGAAAUUCUUGGGAAAGAAAAGACCUUCUUCAAAGAAACACUAUCGAAUGUGAAAAUGCCUCUGUUUACUGAUCAGUCUACAACGAAUGGUUAUGUUACGAUAAUUGGAGAAACGAAUGUCACAAGAAAUGCAGCACCAAAGGAAGAUAAUAAUGGUAAUCGAGGAAAGGAGAACAGUCCGCUGACAACAGACGGAUCAGAACCCGGAAUAUAUGGUGUAUGGAGCAGGGCUGUUGGAGGGUCGAGAAGCCCAAAUGCGAAGCUACUGUAUGGCCUUAUUUGUCUCUCGCAGUUAAUUUUGUUCAUGUCUUGGUCAAUAAUAGCUCCAUUUUUUCCACCAGAGGCAGCAGAGAAAGGCGCUAGUCCUUCACAAGUGGGACUUAUUUUUGGAAUUUAUUCCUUAGCUCAGUUUGUAAUAGCACCAGUUUGGGGAAAAUUAAUCCCUGUGAUCGGUGCACGGAUUGUGUUUAUUUCUGGCUAUUUUGUAUCAGCAUGUGGCAACAUCGCAUUUGGCUUUUUUGAUAGAAUGCCUCCUGGAAGCCCAUUUGUCAUCACGUCUCUGAUAGCCCGAGCAUUUCAGGGACUUGGAACAUCGGCGGUGUUUACUUCGUCAAUGACAAUGAUUGCCUACACGUUUCCACGUGCAGUUGGAAGAUUAGUGUUCAUGUUAUCUCCUGUUGAGAUUGGUUUGGUGUUUCUACUACUUGGUCUCGUAUACGGAUCUACGGCUCCAUUCUUCGGAUGGUUAUCCGAGAAACGCGCCUCGCCACGCUUACUAGUCAUUUGCGGUAAUGUACUCUUCUGCCUAGGUUACAUCAUGCUCGGCCCAUGGCCCCCAUUGAAUCUUAAAAGUUCUGUACCAUUGAUCUGUGUGGGUAUUAUAUUAGUGAGUAUUGCGUUUGGACUCGCCUUUUCCCCCUCCUAUCAAGACCUACUAGUCAGUGCAACUUUUAAUGGCAUGCCGUCUAAUCUUUCGACGUGCAGUGUGAUGUCAGCUUUGUUCAACAGUGCAUAUUCGCUUGGGUCGUUUCUUGGCCCAGUUAUUGGAGGAGGCUUGGUGCAGACACACAGCUUUGCUUUUAUGGCUUCUGUGAUCGGUCUAAUGAAUCUGAUUCUUGGGGGAGGCAUCAUCUUCUUUACGUCUUGGGAAUUUAAUUGUGGUAAAAGAAGACGGAAAUGCCGUAUUUUUAAAAGAUUUGAAUAUAAACCGAUUGAUGCAAACGACGAAGAGGUUCACUUACUUUCGAAUGAAAGAACACAGUCUCAUUGAUGGGAAGGAUCUCUAUACGACUACAUAAAAUGCUAAAGGCACACAGACUGAAAGCACAUAGGAUGAAGCAAACACCCUGACAUCAGAAAACCUUGGUAUCAACACACGUCUUCAGAAUAAAUCAUAGCGUUAGAACUCUUGCGUAAGAACUCUCGUCCGUAUUAGAAUAUCCAGGAUUCAGCUCAUUAAACACAGAGCAUCCUGGCGAUAGAGCAUUCGCCGUCAUUAUAACUCUCUCAGAACAUUGAUGGUAUCAGAACACACUGUCAUUAUUAUAUGACGUCAAAAUACUCUGACACAAGGAACCUGGUUUCAAAUACACAUCGUAGCAUCAGAUCAUCCUGGCGUCAGAGCAGUGGCGUCAGAACACCCUCUGUAAGACACCCUUUCAUGAGAACACGCUCUGUAAGACACCCUUUCAUGAGAACACCCUCUGUAAGACACCCUUUCAUGAGAACACCCUCUGUAAGACACCCUUUCAUGAGAACACCCUCUGUAAGACACCCUUUCAUGAGAACACCCUCUGUAAGACACCCUUUCAUGAGAACACGCUCCAUGGAUGAUCCAAAUGAUGAAUAUCGCAGUUCAUGUCCUUAAUACAAAGCAAUAACUAAACAGACAUUACUACAAGAACUAGAGCAUGAUGGAGAGAAAAUUAAAUGUAAUGAUGAUGAAGUGAAUGAGAGUGAUUAUUAGGCCUAUGCAAUUUUAGUCGUUUUAAUCAGUGAUAGGUAUCAUGAUGUUUUAUGCAGAUGCCAAUGAUAGUGAUUUUUUGAUUUGAAUUUAAGUUUUUAUAUUCAAGAUUUUAUGUUGUUGACACAAGAAUAACGUUUUAUGAGAAUGAGAAUGAUUAUUAUUCAAUUUUAGUCGCUUUUAUCAUUGAUUAGUGAUCAUGAUGUAGUGAUUUUUAUGCAGAUGCCAAUAAUAGUGAUUUUUUUUUUUUAUUUGGUUUUUAUUUUCAAGAUUUUACGUUGUCGGCACAAGAAUAAAGUUUUAGGAAUAUUAAUUUGCAUAUCGUAUUUAUAAAUUGUGUAUUAAGAUUGCAGGUGGUUAAUAAAGGAUAUAUUAUGGUUCAUGCCUUAUUUCGCCAAAAUGUCACAUGUCAAGCUUUAUCUUUCUUAGACGCCAGCAGAAACCAUUUAUUUUAUAAUAGUCUAUAACUUAUAAUAUUUAUAUACUGCAACAAUAGAAUAACGUAGGGGAAUAAUAUUUUAAAAGUAUACAGAUGCAAUGAAAGGUUGUUUUCAUUGCUUAAGUGCCAGUAUAUUAAAAUCGAACGUAUUUUGAGUUUUCUUUACAUUGAUGGUUCCUGUCAAAUUGUCACAUAAAUUGUCAUGAAUAUAAAGCCUAUUCAUAUUUUACUAUUAUGUUACUGUAUUCGAUUCUAAAGUAUAAAAUAUUUUACUAUAAUAUUAUUCGAUUGUAAAGAGAUAAAAUUAUCUAGCAUCAAAAAAAAUUUUUUUUUUGUUUUGUUUUGUUUUUCAUAAAGAUAAUUUUAUGGAGGUACAAAAUAAUGUUAUACCCCCACGGUUAGAUAUUGGAUGAACCAUUACUUUAUUUUAACGAUUACGUAAUAUUUUAGGUGUUUUGGUUUUGGAUUUCAGUGAUUCUGUUUUUUUGCUGCAGUGAUUCAUGGGCGCAUGAGCCUAAUAUUUGAAGCCAUGUUUACACAUAGGCCUAGGAUGUACAGUAUAUGAUUUCUAAAAAUGUGCUAAGAAGAACACUAUGUUUAAAAUGAGUGUUAUUUAUUUAUUGAAGUUUGUGGUAAAAAGAGAAUUGUUCCGGUGAUAAGAUAGCUCAGUGUUGUGUAAUUCACAAUAAAUAAUUAAAAUGCGAUACUGGUAA
Messenger RNA from Anneissia japonica, 3165 nucleotides. RefSeq names its product MFS-type transporter SLC18B1-like. Gene Ontology annotation, molecular function: transmembrane transporter activity. Lineage: Eukaryota; Metazoa; Echinodermata; Crinoidea; Comatulida; Comatulidae. The record is from RefSeq and is a predicted model, not a curated record. Gene Ontology annotation, biological process: transmembrane transport.